Messenger RNA from Anolis sagrei ordinatus, 1778 nucleotides. The record is from RefSeq and is a predicted model, not a curated record. NCBI's taxonomy places the organism in Eukaryota, Metazoa, Chordata, Lepidosauria, Squamata, Anolidae.
CCUGCCGGAGCGGAUUGAGCUCAUUCGAGGUGAGGAUGGCGAAGGUGGCGCAUCUCCUCCUCACCUGCGGAGUUUGGCUUCUCGCAGCCACCGCGGCGACGUUGGAAGGCAGGCCAAGCGCGCAGGCGAAGGAGGCGGCUCGCUUCGCUUUGGGCCAGGCCGGCCUCCCAGGAGGGAAGGGCGGGAGCGUGUGGGCCCUCCGGUCCGCCAAGAGCCAGGUGGUCGACGGGAUCAAGUAUUACCUGGACGUUGCCUUAUUGAGGAGUGACUGCGGAACGAGCGAGUCGGAGGCCGGCGGUUGCCUCUCCGUCGCCGAGCCCGAGCACACGUCGUGCCAGUUUGAAGUCUGGACCCAGCCCUGGGCCGACCGGAAGGAACUGGUGAAGCACGAGUGCCGCCCGGCCGAGCCCUCUGAGAUCGCCCAGGUGUCAGAAUGGGGAGCCUGGGAGGUGCUUCACCCCAAAACUCCGGAUACGGAGGAGGAGGAAAAGCACUUGCAGGGCGAUUCCCUCCGCCAGAUCUCCCUUUUCAAGGACUUUGUGGCCACCUAUCAGAAGAGCUACAAGGACCAAAGGGAGGCCAAGAAGCGCUUCCAGAUCUUCGUUGAGAACUUGGAGAAGGCCCGAGUCAUCCAGCAGCUGGACCGCGGCAACGCCGAAUACGGAGUCACCAAAUUCAGCGACUUAACAGAGGAGGAGUUCCGCACCCUGUACUUGAACCCGCUGCUGGCCAAGCGGCCCACCCGGCCCAUGGAAGUGGCCCCGACCUCGGGGGACCCAGCUCCGGAGGAAUGGGACUGGAGGGACUACGGGGCUGUCACGGCCGUCAAGGACCAGGGGGCUUGUGGAUCCUGCUGGGCGUUCUCGGUCACGGGGAACGUGGAAGGGCAGUGGUUCCUGCAGAAGGGCUCCCUGGUCUCGCUCUCGGAGCAAGAAUUGCUCGACUGCGACGCCUUGGACCAGGCCUGCGGAGGGGGGCUGCCUUCCAACGCCUACGAAGCCAUCGAGGGGCUGGGCGGCCUGGAGACGGAGGGCGACUACAGCUACGAGGGCUUUGAGCAGAAAUGUAACUUCUCCAAGGAGAAGGUGGCCGUUUACAUCAACAGCUCCGUGGCCAUCUCUCGGGACGAGAAAGAGAUCGCCGCCUGGCUGGCCAAGCACGGGCCCAUCUCCAUCGCCCUCAACGCCUUCGCCAUGCAGUUCUACAGGAAGGGCGUCUCCCAUCCCUUCUUCCUCCUUUGCAACCCGUGGAUGAUAGACCACGCCGUCCUCUUGGUGGGCUAUGGCACGCGUGGGACGCUUCCGUUCUGGGCCAUCAAGAACAGUUGGGGCGAAGACUGGGGAGAAAAGGGCUACUACUAUUUGUACCGUGGAAGCCGAGCCUGUGGCAUGAACACUAUGUGUAGCUCCGCCGUCGUGGAUUAAUUAGCAACCAGGGAUUAAUUAAUUUGAUGUCUCCGAAAUGACCAAUCGGACGACAAGGAGCCUCGGACUCAGUUUGGACUCGGUUUGGAAACCAUUAAGAAGCUGCAGUAUUUAUUCUGAGAAGAAAUUAUUAUUUUCUCUGAAAUUAGGUCAAAACUUAAACCCUAUUUAUUUGGAAGGCUAAUAAUAAUAAUAAUAAUAAUAAUAAUAAUAAUAAUAAUAAUAAUGAAGUCAAAGAACCGGAUUCAGGACCCAGCAAGCAAUAGGUUAGGAAGGUGAUUAUAAUUAUUAUUAUGAUUAUUAAGUAUAUAUUUGAAUUCAAUAUUUCCAGGUUUUUUCCACACAAUAAUAAUA